UAGGUGGCGGUGUGCACCUAUGAAGUGGUUUCGCAACCCGCCAUAAAACUUAAAGAAGAAGAAGCUGAAACAGCAGCACUGAUGAACGCAAAACAGUGAGGAGGAAAAUAACUUUAUACACACGUGCAUCGAUAACGAUGGAAGUAAAAGAGGAACCUCAGGAACUUGUAGUGGAUGAGGUACAACAAGAACCUUGUGAUGUCAUCACUGAAGAAAAAUCUUCUGGAUGUUUACAAACAAUAACUAAGGAAAGAGGAAUCAAUCGUUCUUUCAUUUCCCAUCAGUGUGGAGAGAGGUCAACAAAUAAAGGACAUCAUAGCAAUAAAAUUAAAGAGAGAUGUCACACGUGCCAGCACUGUGGGAAAAGUUUUACACGUACAAGUGAUCUUAAUAGACAUUUGAGGAUUCACACUGGAGAGAGGCCGUUUAAAUGCACUCAGUGUGGAAUGAGUUUUACAGAUUCAAGUCACUUUAAGGGACAUUUGAGAACUCACACUGAAGAAAAGCCCUUCAUCUGUCUUCUGUGUGGAAAGAGUUACAGACAGAAAGGAACUCUUAAGAUGCAUGAACUUAUUCACACUGGAGAGAAACCGUACACCUGUCCUCAAUGUGAAAAGAGUUUUACAAAGAGAAGACUUCUUAAGUAUCACAUAACAUUACACACUGGAGUGAAGCCUUACACCUGUCCUCAGUGUGGGAAGAGUUUUACACAGAAAGCUCAUCUUAAGAGUCACAUAACAAUUCACACUGGUGACAGACCUUACACCUGUCCUCAAUGUGGAAAGGGAUUCAUACAAAAAGGAUUCCUGGAAGAUCACUUGAGAAUUCAUACAGGAGAGAAACCUUUCACCUGUACUUUGUGUGAAAAGAGUUUCACACAUGCUUCCAGUCUCAGAGUCCAUGAGCGCACUCAUAAUGUAAAAAAAUAAUUUAACUGUGACGACUGUGGAAAAACAUUUGUUUCUGCAUUGAUCCUAAAAAGACACCAGAAAAAUUCAUGCCAGUGAAAAGCUUUACACGUGUUCUGUUUAUGGAAAUAAAAUAUCAUGUUGCUGAAA
This is a messenger RNA of Misgurnus anguillicaudatus (oriental weatherfish), 1058 nucleotides long. Lineage: Eukaryota; Metazoa; Chordata; Actinopteri; Cypriniformes; Cobitidae. The record is from RefSeq and is a predicted model, not a curated record.